This is a messenger RNA of Diospyros lotus (date-plum), 1131 nucleotides long. Its product is annotated as glutathione S-transferase-like. The transcript has 3 exons. Gene Ontology annotation, cellular component: cytoplasm. Bases 136 to 783 code for a protein of 215 amino acids. The record is from RefSeq and is a predicted model, not a curated record. Lineage: Eukaryota; Viridiplantae; Streptophyta; Magnoliopsida; Ericales; Ebenaceae. Gene Ontology annotation, molecular function: glutathione transferase activity; glutathione binding.
UCCAAGAAAAUGAUGCUGAUGCUCAUUAAUUUAUUAUAAAUAAAUGUAGCACACAGCUCAAUUCCUGUACAAAAUAAUUUCCUCGUUCAUCUCUCUGUUAAGAUCGUCAAAUCCUCCAAACUACAACCACAAUCCAUGGCCACAAUCAAGCUCCACGCAUUCGUCAUGUCGGCCCCGGCGCAGCGAGUCUUCGCUACCCUCUACGAGAAAGACCUCCCGUUUGAGCUUAUUCCCGUCGACAUUCGCUCCGGCGAGAACAAGAAACAACCUUACCUUUCCCUUAACCCUUUCGGCCAAAUCCCAGCCCUUGAAGAUGGGGAUCUGAAGCUCUUCGAAUCGAGGGCGAUUACGCGGUACCUCUCGCACGCUUACGCCGACAGGGGGACCCAGCUGAUAUUUGAGGACUCGAAGAAGAUGGCGGUGAUGGCGUCGUGGGUGGAGGCGGAGGCGCACCAGUUCGACCCGGCGGCGUUGAAGCUGGCCUGGGAGCUCGUUUUCAAGCCGAUGUUCGGCCAGCAGACGGACCACGCGGCGGUGGAGGAGAUCGAGGCGAAACUGGAGAACGUUCUGGAGAUCUACGAGGCGCGGCUGGCCGAGUCCAAGUACUUGGGCGGCGACAGCUUCAGCUUGGCGGACCUCCACCACUGCCCCCUGAUUCAGUACCUGAUGGGUAGCCCGGCGAAGCGGUUGUUCGAGUCGCGGCCCAGAGUCAGCGCCUGGUGCGCCGAUAUCCUGGACAGGCCGGCUUGGUUGAAGGUGGUGGCACUGAAAACCAGCCACUGAAGCGGUGGUAUCUAUGGAGUGCAAUUUUGUUCACCCCCUUUGACGGGGUGAACAUCACUCUCACAAAAUUUUGAGGGUGAAAAAGCAACGGAAUGGCCUGAAUUAAUUAAUUGUCGUUCCGUUGUUUUUCUACCCUCACAAUUUUUGUGAGGGUGAUGUUCACCCCAUUAAAAUGGGUGAACAAAAUCGCACUCGUAUCUAUGGGAGGGAAUCAUUAUCGCCGUGCACACGUGAAUCAAUUUUCUAUUAUGUUUAGGGAAAUUCUAUUAAGAGCAACGGUUUUACUUUUCGCAGUUAUAUUUUAAUAUAUUUAAAAUAUUUUAUUUUGAAAAGUCAUUUUUACCUUUA